Molecule: messenger RNA, 5834 nt
Organism: Pseudo-nitzschia multistriata
Lineage: Eukaryota; Bacillariophyta; Bacillariophyceae; Bacillariales; Bacillariaceae
Source: the annotation of a GenBank genome assembly
CACUCGAUUCGGCUGGUUGGUUUGCUUGAAUGCUGCCGGCCAGAGGGAACCGGACGCCGUUCAAAUCAYAGAGAUAGCUCCGGCUCCAAACACGAAUUUAGAUUCUAGGGCCUAGGAACACGCAGCAACGAACACACCGUCAUGGGGAGAGAGAAGCGAAAGGGCCGCCUGAACAAGGCGGGCGACGGCGCCGCGAGCACGGGGGCCUUUAUCGGCUUUGGAGCCUUUGCGGAAACGUCGUCGACAGCGACAACGGCACCGUCCGCCUUCGCGGCACACGACCCGCAUUCCACAAACAGAGCACCCCAGACAACGGCAUCGGCAUCAACGGCAUCGGCAUCGGCAUCGGCAUCGGCAUAUGCAUCGGCAGGAAGCAACAAUGCCGGUUCCCCACAAACCCGGCUGUCCCCAAUCUACACCGGAUCCGAUCCCGCCCUGGCGCUGCUCUUUCCCAAGGUCGGACAAAAACGGGACGCAACGACCAAGAGCAAGGCCCUCCUCGAUCUCAUCGGCUUCUUUCGCGACGGGAGCACCCCAAAGAAAACCAAGGCCGAGGCCCUUAGCCAUUUUCUCUACCUCUUCCAAACCAAGCUGUGCUACGACCACUCCUCGAAGGUCCGGGCGCAGUCCGUCCGUCUGUGUGCCAYGGCCGCUGGGGAAUGCCCCAGAGCCUGGAAGAACCUGGUCGUGGGAGGCCAUUGCGAAAUCCUUGGRAUGCUGCUCUGCGCCAGGGCCGAUCCGGCCUCGGAGGUGAGAGCCGCCGCCAGCGAAGCGGUUUUCGACAAUSCGGACGGCGGAUCCGAUCGGGCAGCCCUGGCAGCGGAUGCCGGGAUCUGGGGGUUUGCCCAAAAAAUACUGUCCUACCAGAAACCSUUGGACAUGCACGCCGACCUGUUCCAGAAAAAAGGCGGGGGGGGGAAACCGAAACCGGCCAGGGCCAAUUCCGCGGCGGCAAAGCUCUCCGAGGCCCAGCAGGAAGAACUGGAGGAGCGGUACGAGCGCAUCGUGGGGACCGCCAUCGAGGGCCUGCGGCUGCACCUGGUGGCCAACCACGCCGCCCGAAAAACGAGACCGGAGUCUAGGGUGGAGAACCCUUCCACGGUCAAAUACCUCUGGAGGACGCUGGCAAGCCACAAGGCCUCCCUGAGGCGGCACACCUACUCGCUGCUGUCGACCGUCUGCCAGCUGUCCAGGAUCGACCUGGUGGAUUCCGACAAGCUCUCGAAGCUCCUGGCCCAGUCCGUCUCGUCCGAAAAGGAAUCGGCCAACCUGGGGGUCCUGCUGGAAACACUGCUGGCCUUUGUGGCCUCGUGCUAUAUCACCAGGGCCGAGCGGUCCACCGUCCUCGAGCAGCGGUUUUCCAGACCCCUGUCCAGGCUCUUCAAGAAGGGAUGCCACGGAGCGGCUCCCACCUCGAGCUGGACCCCCACCAUCCUGCCCCUCGUCGCAUUGCUGCCGAAACACGCCUCGGACGACAGCGGCGGUGGCCUCCCCCCGCGGAUCGAUCUUCUAACCAACGCCUGGGAGGGCCGGACGCAUGUCGUGGGGGCUUCCGACCGCUGCGAGAUUGUUCGGGCCGUUGCCGAAACAGCGGCCUUUUUGCUGGCCAGGGAAGAAGAAACGAGCGAGAACAAUCCGUGCGACGACGGGGGUGCCUUUGACCAGAUCCUGGCUCRGUGCUGGAUCCACGCCCUCACGAGCUACCUGGCCGGUGGUUCCUCCCCCGAGCGGGGGAGCGGCAAAGCGAGCGGCAGUGGCGGCGGCGGUUCCCUUGCCCACCGCGCCCUGGGGACGACGCUCGCCAAGGGAUGGCUGCAGCUCGAUCGUGCCUCGCACAGGGCGGGCGUCGACCCAUCGAAAUCCCCGCCGAUCGUGUACCACAUCGGGGAGUGGUUUUGGAACGAGGCACUGGAGRCGGCCGUCCUAGCCGGGACCACUAGGAAGGCAAACCUCACCCACCUGCUGGCCGAGAUCCGUGCCCAGCAGAAAAGCGGAAGCGGCGGCGGCAGCACCUCGGAAACCCCGCUUCGGUCGGCCCGGGUGCUGGGCCGAAAGUUCCGGUCGCUCGCGCCUGGAAACAAUGCAUCCUGGGUGCCUGACAGGGACGUCUACCAGUUGUGGAUUGCCAUACUCCGCCUYGUGCCCUCGCUCGGCAAGGAAGUAUUUUCCUCCGCUACAAUGGGUGGUUCGAUCGAAGGCUUUGUCGCGAACAACCUCCUGUCGUGGGCCGUCCUCCACACCAGCCGCCUUUCCGACCGGAGYGGUAGUGGCCUCGCGMUUUUGGACGUGCAGCUGUUGCACGGUCUCUCGGUCGGUUUCCCGGAUCGUUUUCUAGAAUGGUGGCGCCCGAUCCUCCGGGAGAUUCUCCUGGCGCAACCGGACCUGGGAAUACUCACCGACUGCCUCGGAUGGUUGGCAAGGGAGGGAAAGCWUUKCGCAGGCGAUCUGACCACGGAGGGUGGUACAGAUGCAGCCGAYGGUCCGAAUGUGUUUUCCGGGUUUUGCAUCGAAACGGCACGGACAGYGGUGGCACAGACCAGUAGUGGCGAGAAGGCGMACCACCGCCAUUCCGACCUCGACGGAGAAUCCGAGAGCGAGGGCAGCCAUUUCGAUCCCAACGAAGAMGACGACGCAGAGCACCGAAAGACCRGCCGCUUUCUGCGGGCAUGUGUCGGAUUGGAUGACCAGACGGUACCAGUGACCCUGGUAGGGGRGCGCGUUGUCGAUGCCUGGGUUGCAUGCGCUUGCCCCAUUCGCGGAGAAGACGACAACGGAGAUWCCGYCAAUGAGAAUCCCGUCCUGGAUACUCUGGUAGCCAUGAUCCGGGCCAAGAAACURUCAGGCGCUGGAGAAUCKUCCUGKAGGACAGAGCGUGUGUUGCUGCAAUCGUGGAGRCAGGGUGGCAGUCUGUGGGAGGACGAAUGUCUCCCUUGGCUGUUGCAGGUCGAAAACUCCGUGGAUCGAUCAUYCCUGAUUCAAAACGCAAGCACAGAAUCCAAAAGCUGCGYAGGGAAAGCAUGCGMGGGAACGAACGACGAUUUGGCUUGGGACUGGACCGAGCGUGCCCACCGAUUGCUGCGGCUAUGCUCGAACAAAAGGGGAGAGAGCAGCUCURCUCUUCCCUCCCUUGCCAUUGUYGGUCUCGGGGAUGUGUCGAUGUGGGAGAAAGGGGCCCGUUUCGAUUUUCUGUCCACCUGUCUAUUGAAACUGAUCCGUCGUGUAGAAAAUGUAUCCAGUCGAUGGCAGCUCUUUAUCRAUUCCGAGACCGACACCAUGGAUCUCUUCGUCGCGGUCCUAUUCCAAUUGUCUACAGGCGCGGAAAGCCCUAUCGAAGCGGACCUGGCUCGAAGGCGGAAGGAUCCUUGUGCCAUGCUCCUGGCCGAUCUCGGGUUCGCUGACUUUGACUCCGACACGAUAAUGGAUAGCAUCGGGUGCUGCGUUUCGAAACUUUCUCGUUUGCUCGAGCAAUCKACGAUAGACCAAGCAAAAAUCUGCCGGGGCAUUGCGGUGCUGUCCCAACUCAUCGACACACGAUUUGCUUCGUUGCGUCCAGAUCCAAUGGCCGAUGCAGCGCGGGAGGCAUUGGAUGCUUCCGAUGUUCAAUCAGGCGACAAGAUCUGGUACGUAACGAACACAAACGAUCCAACGRCUCAAGAGCCAUGCGUCCUGGUYAAGAUACACAAUGAUCUGCCCGAAGAGGUUUACUUCACAAUUCGACUUAGCAGAAACGGAGARCAGCAAGAACGRCAGACAGUGAGGGAAAGGCUGCGAAAAGUUCGGUGGACCAAGAGUGACGACAACAAAAGCACCAAAGAGAGAAGGACCAUAUCGGUUGACCAGAUUGGAGACGAAGAGAAGCGGGAGAGGGAAAAAAUCGUGGGACCGAUUUUAGACAAACUCAUCAAGUCGAUCGAUUCGGCACAGCCGAAUUCCUACUACGAGAUUUACAACAUUGUWAUUGUGCAAUGUGGAUUGGUCAGUGGCCGUGGAAUCGGCAGUGCUCAUUAUUYCGUCGUUCAAAAACUCAUGGAGUUGCAGCAGCGAUUGUUAGAAUCCUUGUCGUCCAACGAUGCUAGUGCUAMGAUUGCAUCUGCUUUGUGGCACCUUGCCCUAGCUCUAGGGUACGGUAUGAAUGCACCCGCUUCUGAAUGGUCGAUCCCAUUGAYCGGUUUGAACGCAGCAGAUUCCUUGCCGCUGCUGUUGGCAUAUGAGGAAGACGAGGGAAACGAAUCUACGAAGGACAUGGAUUGCGCUAUGGCAGCAUGGAUAUCUGUUUGUGCAUCUGCGUGCGACGACAUCGUCCUCCRGACCCAGGCUUACUCAACGCUUUUCGAACUAGCAACUCGAUUGCUUUGUUAUCACAAUGGGGAUGAGUAUGGUUUGAAUCCCUGUCACUACAUCGCUCUUAGAGCCAUUGAGGUAGGCCAGAUCGAAAGUCACAAGGCGAAAGAAGGAGAAUCGGUGAUACAGGAGAGCGAGGCCGAGGCUCUGACAGAAUUGACCAAGGUAUUCUCAAUGGUAUGGAGUAGUACUGAGGAAGAUAAAUGUGUAUCUACUAGCUGGRAUUCGAUCCCUCUCUUUGACUCCAUCAUAAGAGCAAGUCUGAGAAAACGACCAACUUUGAUGGCAAUCGCGAGUCGGCAAUGUAUUGAUGCGUUGGCCAAAUCUCUCUACGAGCCAAUCAAGCAGAGGUAUUCGAUGCUCAUUCUGCAAGCGUAUGCUMGAGAGGGACGACCUCUCUUUGACGAUGUUGACGACGACGAUCUUAUCAAUCCAAAAACUCUUGAGCGCCUUGACAUGUGGUCGGAAGAUAUGCUCGAGAGCGAAGCUGAUGAAUUGGAAGAUGACGUAGCCUCUGUUGCACAAUGGGUUUGCAAAGAGCUCAUGAAUGACGUUGAAUCUUGGCACGACGAUGACGAUAUUGAUGACGAAAUAGCGUGCGGUCGCAUGCUAUCAUGGCUGUCCGUGUUAGAUAUUACAGAUACAGCMACAGGAAAAGAUUCUAUGAACCGUCUGGCAUUCACUUCUUAUGUCUCGAAAGCCAAUGCUGUCGAUGCAAUACUAGAUCUUGCCUUGAUCUACUGCAACGUGGGCUCUGAGCGAAAAGCCGAAAUGGACAUAGUCGUUCCAUUGGAAGAAAUAGUGGAAUGCAUGUCGUUGUCAAGGCUUGCAGCCCGUGUCAUUUUUCGGUCGAUCGAGGUGUUCCCCACAUUGUCGAAGAAUUGGUGGGAUUCUUCUUGCCCCAAAUAUUUAACUUCUACUGUGAGAGAGUUCGUGGAAACGCAGGUCUCUCCCGAUAUUUUGAACCUUGCCGUCCAAAGCAUACGGAAUGCAGCUGCCUUUGGAGAGAUGAAAGUCAAGGGCAGCCCGAUCACACGCGAGGUUAAUGCCACUUACGUGCAGGACGAUUUCACCCUGAGUGUCGUCAUUAAGUUACCACUUUCGUUUCCUUUCCGUCGAGCCGAAGUAGAUUGCUCGAAAACGCUUGGUGUUCCGGAAUGUCGAUGGAAGCGAUGGUCUCUCCAGAUCACCCAGAUGUUGAACAAUCAAGGUGGGACGUUGAAAGAUGCUCUGCUACUGUGGAAAGAAAACGUCGACAAAGAAUUYGAGGGUGUCGAACCUUGUCCUGUAUGUUAUUCGGUUCUGCAUGUGAAGUCUCACAAGCUUCCGAAUCUGGAAUGCAACACAUGUCACAAUCAGUUCCACUCCGAAUGUUUGUUCGAGUGGUUUAAAAAUAGUGGAAAAAGCGCAUGUGUCAUUUGCCAACAGCCAUGGAGUGGAACYAGAAUCAAUUAAAGAUUCAAUUAUACUUCAAAUGAAAAAAAUUAUGUWCU